UCUACUGAUUCACCUCUCUCAUAACCUUCAGGCUUUAGAUGACUACCAACAAGUUGAUCGGAGGGAUUUUAAGGAAAAAUAGGCGAUUUGAGGGGUUAAACAGUAUAAAUAAGAGGUUUUUAGAAGAGAUUAAUUGGUAUUUUCCAAGGGUUCAAGGAUUGAUGAAAAAAAGCGGUUUUUUUAGAGAGAUUUUAGGAGAAAUUAUGCUUAAUGAGAGGGAAAAAGAGGUUAAAAAGGUGAUUUUAUUAGUUUGCGAGGAGUGUAGAAGAAGAGGAAGGCCUAUAAUAGCGAGAUUUGCGGGCGGAUGGGUCAGAGAUAAGUUACUUGGGCUUGAAAGCAAUGAUUUAGAUGUGGUUAUUGAUAAAAUGUCGGGAUAUGAGUUUGCAGUACGUUUAAAGCGGUAUAUUUUUAAGAAAGGGAUGUCGGAGAUAGGAUAUAGUCAAAUAGCGAAAAUUGAGCGUAAUCCAGAGAAAUCUAAGCAUUUAGAGACGGCGACUACGAAUAUGAUGGGAAUUGAGAUUGAUUUUGUGAAUUUGAGAAGCGAAUCGUAUUCGGAAGAUAGUCGUAUUCCGAUGAUGGAAUUUGGAACGCCGGAAGAGGAUGCGAUGCGUAGGGAUUGUACGAUAAACGCAUUAUUUUAUAAUCUUCAUACAAAUGAAAUUGAAGAUUUUACGAAAAGAGGUCUCGAAGAUAUGAAAAAGAAAAGGAUAGCUACGCCAUUAGAGCCAUAUCAGACAUUUGAUGAUGAUCCUUUAAGAAUUUUGAGAUUUAUUAGAUUUUCUAGUCGAUUUGGAUUUGAGAUUGAUUUAGAAACGAAAGAAGCUAUAAUGCAUCCUAAAAUUAAGAAAUCUUUAUCAACAAAAAUAAGUAAGGAAAGGAUAGGUGUAGAGAUAAAAAAGAUGUUGGAAGGAAUCAAUCCAUAUGGUUCUCUGGAAUUGAUUUAUGAGCUUGGACUUUAUGAAAAUAUAUUUUCAAUGAAUUCUUCUGUAAAGCCACAAAAAGAAUUGAGUUGUAUUCCUUUAAUUAUAGAAUUGACAGAAUGGAUUUUACAAGAUAAACAAGAAGAUAGAUUAAAAGAAGAAUUAGAGUCAACAGAAUCAUCAAUUCAUCCUAUAUCAUUAAUUUUAAAUGAAAUAUCAAUAAAUCCUUUUGAAGAAUAUAUGGAUCUUUUAGGAGGAGUAAAAAAUAAUAUGAUUCCAUGGCUUUUAUCUAUUCUUAUUCCUUGGAAAGAACAAGUGAUAGAAAAUAAGAAAGGAAAUAUUCAAUGUUCUUCAAUUGUUGUUAAGGAAGGAUUGAAAAUGAGUAAUAAUAUUGCUAGUAUUGUUGAUGAUAGUUUUUGUUACUUUCAAGAAGCACAAAAAAUAUCAAUGGAAUGUAUGAAUGGAAUAGAAACUCGAGUAUCUUUAGGAUGUUUUGUUCGUCUUGUUAAGAAAAAUUGGCCAUUUGCGGUUUUCCUUGGAUUGAUUGAUGAAAUGUUAACAUCUUUCUUACCACAAAUGGAUAAAUUAGAUGAUAAAUAUGAAAUAAAAGGGUCUAAAUUGGAAAUUGAGCCUUUAAUCUAUGAAAAAAGAGCUAUUCUAAGUCGAUACAAAUAUCUUCUUGAUCAAAUUCAUCAUGAAAAUCUACAAAAAGCAUAUUCGAUGCAACCUCUUGUUAAUGGUCAUAUUCUUUCAAAAACGUUUGGAUUUAAAGGACCUCAGAUUGGUAUUGUACUUGAACAAGUAAUUCUAUGGCAAUUAAAAAAUCCACAAGGCACUCCAGAACAAUGCCUUUCACAGCUCAAUUUAAAACAUAUUUAGCUAUAUAUCUUUUCAAUUGCCAUAUAAAUUCUAAUUAAAAUUAUUG
Messenger RNA from Pneumocystis carinii B80, 1845 nucleotides. RefSeq lists its product as hypothetical. Gene Ontology annotation, biological process: tRNA 3'-terminal CCA addition. Bases 39 to 1799 code for a protein of 586 amino acids. The record is from RefSeq and is a predicted model, not a curated record. Gene Ontology annotation, molecular function: ATP:3'-cytidine-cytidine-tRNA adenylyltransferase activity; RNA binding. Lineage: Eukaryota; Fungi; Ascomycota; Pneumocystomycetes; Pneumocystales; Pneumocystaceae. The transcript is spliced from 7 exons.